UCCCACCUGGAAGCAGUGAAUCCGGUUGCAAUGGGUAAAGCACGUGCGAGAGCUAGAUCAUUGGGCUUAGGUGAUUAUUCGAGAGAGCGUUCGGCACGAACAGGAGAUGGGGUGUUGUCGGUGCUCGUCCAUGGAGAUGGCGCUUUUACUGGACAGGGCAUUGUUUGGGAGUCCAUUGCUCUCAGUCAGGCACCCCAUUUCCGGCUGGGUGGAACGGUUCAUCUGGUUACGAAUAACCAAGUUGCUUUUACUGCUGAAGCCCAUGUAGGGAGGUCGUCUACGCACUGUACUGACAUUGCCAAAGCGUUCGAGUAUCCGGUGAUCCAUGUCAAUGGCGAUCAUCCUGAGGAAGUCGUCAAAGCCACCCGGCUGGCUAUGGCCUAUCGCGAGAAAUUCCGCAAAGAUGUUUUCAUCAACAUGCAGUGUUUCCGCCGAUGGGGACAUAACGAGCUGGACGACCCAUCAUUUACCCAACCUCUCAUGUAUAGGGUAAGUGAACCUAGUCACUGCUUUAUGGCUACGGGUUAA
Molecule: messenger RNA, 528 nt
Organism: Cylicostephanus goldi
Lineage: Eukaryota; Metazoa; Nematoda; Chromadorea; Rhabditida; Strongylidae
Source: the annotation of a GenBank genome assembly